Molecule: messenger RNA, 4119 nt
Organism: Podospora pseudocomata
Lineage: Eukaryota; Fungi; Ascomycota; Sordariomycetes; Sordariales; Podosporaceae
Exons: 7
Coding region: 1-4119 (1372 amino acids)
Source: RefSeq, a predicted model, not a curated record
AUGGCAGACGCUAUGUCAUACCUGGCCAGUGCACACAGCUCUUCUGGUGGUGCCUGCCGGGGCCCGCAGAGCAGGGCCUAUCGGAGAGCUUUGCACCGUUACGCCAAGCAAAUCAACGCUCUUCCUUCUUGUAAGUUCAAUUUUCUCAAACCUCAAGAGUUCUUUUCUCAUUUGGGACCAGAUGCCAAGGCUUUUCACAAGAACAAUCCGCAGUGCUUCGGACUCCCGCGGAGUUACUCGGUGCGUGUCGUCCAGGACGACAAUGCCCAGGCCGCUCCAGCCGCUGCCCAAGCUAUUGAAGGCAAAACCAUUGUGAUCGGUCAACAUGGUUCUGACAGCAGCGGCCUGCAGCUGGGCAGUGUUGGCGUCAAGCCCUCUGAUGUGAACUGGUUCUCUUCGACCAAUAGCUAUGUCUUUGACACGGUGCUUGAGCAACCGUCAGCCCAGCUUUCUCCUCAACUGAAAGCAUCGCGAGUCUCUGGAUAUGUGAGUCUUGAGGGCAACGCACCUGCAGCCUCAAUUGCCAUCGGAUCGGACGUUAUCAAUGUCGAGCUCGACAAGAAGGCGAGCUGGUACGAUGUCGAGGUCGCAGCCAAUGCUGGCGCCUACCUCGACACGCACAAGUCGACGCUGGCUUGGGAUGUCAAGUCUGACAAGUGGACUAACGCCAGCUGGGAAGAGGGCAAAUUUACCUGGGGUUACGACAUCGCCAAUAGAGGGAAUGACUUGCAGGAGGAUUGGGUCGCUGAGAAUAUGUUUUUUGACAACUACUCCGAUCCCCCAACUGAGUUUAACCUCACCAUGGACCUGUACGGCCCGGACUACACAUGCAUCAUCGGAGAGAGCACCGAUGAUGGUGCCUUCAUAAACACCACCAUCACGAAUCGACGUUUUGUGCCCCCUGCCCCAGCCCAACGUAGUCAAUCGGCCAUCAAGUCUGUCUUCCCAGUCAAGUGGAAAAUUCAGAUGACCCCCUUCGCCGAUAGCUUCGUGGGAGCCUACGAAGACUCUGAAGGCGUGAUUUACGCCGUCAAGGGGUCGCUUCGUAUGGAAGAGAGCGCCGAUGAAUCUGUCGUUGCUGCUAGCAUGACUGAGGACCUCAGCGUCGUCGAAGGCACCGAGAAGUCGUUUUCUGCCAUGUCCGUCGCAGAGGCACCGUCUUUUAUUAUGGCUGCUGCUGCUGAUGCACCCCCCAAAGCCAAGCUGGCCGUCCAUCAACUUAUGACCUUUGACCCCAUGGUACAGGACAAGGAGGAUCCUUCCGGCUACCGUGACUCUGUGGCAACGGUGGCUAUGAAGGAUUUUCAGAACAUCAUCAUCUAUCACAUGGACGAGGAUCUGAGGACUACCUUCAUCAGCGCUUCUCAAGUACACCUUGAGCCUGAGGUGCUGGCAGUCGCCAAUGACGAUCCGGGUAAUGCAGCGUGGUACAAAACGCUCCAGGUUCCCCUUAUCACGUCUGUGCUUGCACAAGGCACUACCGAAUGGGGCAAACACUGCAACGGAGCUCGCGCAGCUGCACGGCUCAAGUCGAUCCCCGCCGAGAGUGAGGUCUACAAGCGGCACUCGGCCAAGCUCUAUCGGUACCGCUAUUUCGAGAAGUUUCCCACCAUGAAGGAGUUCCUGUCUGAUCAACGCAAUGGGGGCCAUAAGGAAGACUUGAAGAAGUUUGCCGACAGAAUGAAGGAGCAGUUCAAAGCCAAGACAUCGGGACUCGGCGCCGGCAAUCCUGACUUUGAAAAGAACCUCGCAAGCGCCCUUGCUGAGAUCGACAACUUGGCCAAAUGGGCGCGCGACAAGAACUUGUAUUGGGCUAUGCAGCUUCUGUACUGGGUCCAAAACUCGGCCGUCAAGAUGUGGUACGGCCAGUACAUGUCUGGCAGUGUGUCGAGCUCCGUGGCCAUGCGGUUGAAGCAGUUGAACACGCUGUUUGGCAUUCUUGAGGACAACGCCAACAACACGAAGCCUGGAGGCAAGAGCUUUAUGCAAGCCUUCAAUGAAGAAGUCAGGCUGUACCAGAUGACGACAAUCAUCCCGCAGAUGGUCGACCUGACCGGCAAUACAAAGCAGGACAUUGACGACUUGGUAAAGGAGUGUCUGGAUCAGUACAUCAAGCAGUACCAGAAUAUCGACAUGGAGGCGCACAAGGAGGCCAUCGAGGCCGCGCUGCUGCUCUAUCAACAGGACGAACUGCGCCGCAAGGUUUUCAAGAUGUUGUUUGCGCUUUCCCGCACCAGUAGCACCUUGGGCUCAUGGGGUGCCACGAUUGAGUUAUGGCAUCGUGAACUGUACAACAGGCCAUGGUUUCAGAAUGUUGCCAAAAUUGCCAAUUCGGUCCGGGUGCUUACCGUCCUCACCAGUGUUGUUGUACUCGUCCAGCCUCUUUUGACUGGCGAAUGGAGGAGCAUGUCGCCAGAGCAGAAGGUGAAGUGGGGAUUUGCCCUCGGCGGUCUGGCUGGUAUGCUCAUCAUCGAAGUUGCCCAAGGCACCUUGCGUUUGUACCAAUUCUGGGGCGACAUGGCCGCUAAGCGGUGGUAUGAGAAGCUUGGUACCGCCUUUGGCUGGGAAGGUGCCGUCAACAAGAUUGAGAAUGGCGCUUUGCGGGUUCAAAAGGGAUUCGGCAGCUGGUUCACUCGUACUGCCGAGCAGACCAAGGACUUGGCUGCUCGAAUUGCUGCCAAGGAGGAGGGGUUGCUCGAGUUCAGCAGAUUUGAGAAGAUAUUUGGCAGGAAUGUUGGGGAGUUCAUGGGGGCUGUUCUUGGCGUGGUCUUGGGCAUUGUCAGUAUCGUUUUGAUCCUCAUCGAACUCGACUCGAACAAGGACGGUUUGCUCCAGGCGAUGGACUGGAUCAUGUUCACUUCAUCUGUCAUUCAAGUGGCCGGGAUUAUCCUCGGAUGGGUUGCCGCAGGUCUCGGGGCUGCCUAUUCAGGUCUCGCGCUCGUUGCCGCAUGGUCAGGGCCUAUCGCUAUCGUCUUUGCUGUCAUCGGAAUAAUCCUGUUUCUUGUCUGGUAUUUUACCACCGACCACCGCGAUCCAAUCCAGAAGUUUGUGGAAGACAAGGCCCGGCCCGCAGGACUUUGGGUAGACAACCCGAUGCAAGCAUCCGACUACAUUCGUACCGUGCCUGCUGUCGAUCAAAACCCAUCCCUUCCUGGCCUGACUUUCAAGGGACCAAUGCGGCGGGCCGGCGAUAUUGGCCAGGAAGACACCAGCUCCAUUGACGCCAAGUAUCUGCAUCUCGGUAAAACCGAGGGCGCCGUCGACCUCGGCGACGCUCUAGACUACACAUCCGACACCAUCUGGAGCUUUGAGACAGACGCCUAUGGCAAGAGCUUGAUCUACACCAAGCGCAUCAUCCAGGAGAAAGACCGCAAGCGAGCAGUGCUGUGGUAUUUGUCGACAGACAGCAGCAACAACGCCAUCGUUAAGCAACGCCCCGGCGCCGACCCCGAGUGGAAGGCGUUGCUUCCUUCCUUGCAGUGGGAGGUCGAGGUCCUAGAGCCGCCAAAGGUUGACGGCAAGAAGAACGUGCUGGCAAGCAAGGCGCGCAUUCGCCGAGGCAACCUCGAUCUGGGACGCACCUUUGACAGAGGCAACAAGCAGCCCGGCGGACUUGUACUGGUGGAUGUUGGAAAGUAUGAAGAGGCUGUCAAGAAGUAUCGCCUCAGGGACAUAAUGUACCGCCAGGGUCACGGACCUCGGCCGGAGCUACCAGGGCCUGCGGUGCCAUUUUAUGUCUGGGAGGUUGAAAUGGAGGCAAUGGGCCCUGGAAACUUGGAGUACAGCUCGCCCAAGUGGGUGUUGACCAACAAACUCAAGAAUGAACGCAACUACCCGAAAUUCGACUAUGAGCCGAGUGAUGCCAUGCGCUGGUCCAUCUCGCCCCCGCUCGACGCCAACAGCUUUGAGCUCAUCACGGCCGCGGGCCAGGACGGCGGUAUCGUGAAGCAAAAGGACGGUGUCGAGCCACCGCUCAUGUCGCCAACCACGUACACAGUGACGUGCACCGUGACGCGCGGUGGCAAGGAUCUCGUGUCGUGCCAGGCUAACUUUACACUCGAGGUGAUUACUGAGGAGGAGCUAGCCAAGAGGGGUGAUGAGGGGGAUGACGAGGAAUGA